AUGAGGACGGAGAUGGGAUCUUCUCCAAUCGGCACACGCCUGACUCAUCUUGCUCACCGAUCAGUUCCGUCCCCCCUCCGUCUAGCCUGGCAACUUGCCUGCCGGACGGCAGCAGACAGACAACAGCCACUCACUCUUCUGGCACAGACAGUGGACAUCCUGCUAGUGAUGGUCGUGCUAGCUUAUCUCCUACUCCACCCUCCCAAGCAUCUGUCCACCGAUCCAUUUAACGGCACUUCAUCGCUAUUCAGUCGUGGCAGUCGAAUAAGUACAUUCAUUGGUUUCCCCUCCGACUCACUGGCUCACAAAUCAGCCGCUUCUUGCCAUCUUCGCCUCGACUCGAUUUUUAAAUGA
Messenger RNA from Protopolystoma xenopodis, 354 nucleotides. NCBI's taxonomy places the organism in Eukaryota, Metazoa, Platyhelminthes, Monogenea, Polystomatidea, Polystomatidae. The record is from the annotation of a GenBank genome assembly.